Messenger RNA from Debaryomyces hansenii CBS767, 582 nucleotides. Its product is annotated as mitochondrial 54S ribosomal protein bL32m. Gene Ontology annotation, biological process: translation. The transcript has a single exon. Lineage: Eukaryota; Fungi; Ascomycota; Pichiomycetes; Serinales; Debaryomycetaceae. Bases 1 to 582 code for a protein of 193 amino acids. The record is from RefSeq and is a predicted model, not a curated record. Gene Ontology annotation, cellular component: mitochondrial large ribosomal subunit. Gene Ontology annotation, molecular function: structural constituent of ribosome.
AUGUCAUUAGCAUUCAGGUUAGGCGCUGCACCAUCCUUAAGUGGAGGAUGGAUGGGAAUUUUGCCCCGUUUACCGGCCAUUUCUAUUAGAAUUCCAAAUCCAUUCCAGACACUGGGAAGCAUACAAAACGAUAGAAGAUUACAAGAAUUGAAAGAACAGAUUGAAAAUAACAACGGAGAAGCACCAUUCAUGAUAGAUAAUGGUAUGAUUUUGAGGGCAGUUCCAAAGAAGAAGCCAUCGUACCGUAGAACCAGACAAAAGUUGUAUGCACCAGGGGACAAGCAAAUCAAACAUUUGGAUAACUUGGGCAGAUGCCCGGCAUGUGGACAUGUCAAGAGAUCGCAUUUCAUGUGUAUGCACUGUUUUGCAGAGAUCAAGUCGUUCCUCAAGAUGAAGAAGAAGGCGACACAAGACCCGGUGGAAGCACCACAAGCCAACUUGGAUCCAAUAGAUGAGAAGAUUGUGUAUCCUGGUAAGCAUGAAAGCGAGUACGAAAGAAGAUUAAAGAAGAAGGAUUGGAUUCCUGUCAGAGAAGAGCCACUUAUGUUCAAUGCUGAGCAGUUGAAGAACCCUAAAAAGUAA